AUGCCUCAAAAUGAGUACAUGGAGAGGUGGCGCAAGCUGCACGGCCGCCGGCUCGAUCAUGAGGAACGGGUUCGCAAGAGAGCCGCCCGCGAGGGUCACAAGGCGUCCCAGGACGCGCAGAACCUGCGAGGCUUGCGGGCCAAGCUGUACCAGCAGAAGCGGCGCAAGGAAAAGAUCCAGAUGAAGAAGGCCAUCAAAGCGCACGAGGAGCGAAACGUAAAGACUGCCGACGAGAAGGAGCCUUCGACACCGAUGCCUUCGUACCUGCUCGACAGGACGAACCCGUCCAGCGCCAAAGCUCUGAGCAGCGCCAUCAAGAACAAGCGGGCGGAAAAGGCGGCCAAGUUUGCCGUUCCUCUGCCCAAGGUUCGUGGCAUCAGCGAGGAGGAGAUGUUUAGCGUCGUCAAGACGGGCAAGAAGAUCCAGAAGAAGGGCUGGAAGCGAAUGGUGACCAAGCCCACCUUUGUGGGGCAAGACUUCACCCGACGAAACCCCAAAUACGAGCGCUUCAUCCGUCCCAUGGGUCUGCGUUACAAAAAGGCCAACGUUACGCACCCGGAGCUUGGUGUCACGGUGCAACUGCCCAUCAUUAGCGUCAAGAAGAACCCCCAGAACCCGCUCUACACGCAGCUCGGCGUCCUGACCAAAGGAACCGUCAUCGAAGUCAAUGUCAGCGAGCUGGGGUUGGUGACCGCCGGCGGGAAAGUCGUCUGGGGUCGAUAUGCGCAGGUCACCAACAGCCCGGAGAACGAGGGCUGCAUCAACAGUGUGCUGCUGGUGUGA
This is a messenger RNA of Ustilaginoidea virens, 783 nucleotides long. RefSeq lists its product as uncharacterized. The coding region runs from base 1 to 783 and encodes 260 amino acids. The record is from RefSeq and is a predicted model, not a curated record. Gene Ontology annotation, biological process: maturation of LSU-rRNA; maturation of 5.8S rRNA. Lineage: Eukaryota; Fungi; Ascomycota; Sordariomycetes; Hypocreales; Clavicipitaceae. Gene Ontology annotation, cellular component: nucleolus; preribosome, large subunit precursor. The transcript has 2 exons.